This is a messenger RNA of Amphiprion ocellaris (clown anemonefish), 5262 nucleotides long. RefSeq lists its product as uncharacterized. The coding region runs from base 243 to 3026 and encodes 927 amino acids. NCBI's taxonomy places the organism in Eukaryota, Metazoa, Chordata, Actinopteri, Pomacentridae. The transcript has 12 exons. The record is from RefSeq and is a predicted model, not a curated record.
UGGCAGGCUUCAUCCCCCUCAGCCAGUCUGACCGCCCACAGUCCAAGGGGGAGAGAAAGUGCUGCUUUGUGAAUGACGGGAGCGGCGGAGGACACAAAACCAAACUUUAGCGCUCACAUUUCCGACGAUUCUCCAUCCAGCGGAGGAAGUUCUGGACGCACCGAGCCUCGGAGCCACCUGGCCGAGGAGCAGCGAGCGAAACCCGAAGCUCCUGUUGAGGCAUUUCAGAGAAGCUGUAAAUCAUGAUGUUGAGUUUGGCCUGCGUCGUCUCUCUCAGCCUGGUGCUGGUGGUCAGUGGUGACCCCUGCCUCAUCAUCAGUGAGAUCAACGCCGACAACCCCCGACUGGACACCACUGAGUUUGUGGAGCUGUAUCACACCAGUGGAAAGCGGGCCUCGCUGGAGGGCUACACCCUUGUGUUCUAUAAUGGAAAUGGAAACAUUGCCUACAAGGUGCUGGACCUGAAGGGCUACAGCACAGAUGACCGUGGUUUCUUCCUGGUGGGCUCGGUGGACAUGCUGCCCAAACCGGCCAUCCUCCUGCCUCCAAACACCGUCCAGAACGGCCCCGACGCCAUAGUCCUCUACCACACAUCUGCUGCUCGCUACAAUGAGAAGAUGAACGUCACGGCUGUCGGGUUGGUGGACGCUGUCGUCUACAUGACUCGCCGCACUGGAGGUGCAGAGUUCCUCGCUGAAACUCUGACACCCGGUGAGCCAGCAUUCGUUGAGGAUGAAACGACGCUUGAGGGUGAUGAGUCGAUAGAGAGGUGCCUGCUGUCUGAAGAUCGAUGGGGCUUUCAGGUGUCUUCGCCGUCCCCAGGUCAAAGAAACAACUGCACCCCACCUGCUGCUGCUGCAACCAGUCCUGUUAUUACUGAGCUGAAGCUGGGUGGGGGGCAGGUGGAUGGAUUUGUAGAACUGACAGAGGCUCCGGCUGCAAGUCCUCUGGUGUUGGUGGUGUGGGAUGGGAAAACCGACAGGGUGAGUGUCGGGGUGGACGUGGAUGCGGAAAGCUCCAGGAAUGGACUGAUCUCCGUGACCAUAGAGAAGAACUACAUGAAAGGAGAUGAGUCAGGAGCAGUGGCCAUUUACAGCGGCAGAGCUACAGACUUCCCCGUUGGCAGUCCACUGAGUCAGAUACAGCCUCUAGACGCGUUUGUGUUUGCCGGACCUGGAAACAAGCCGAGUGCCAACCUCACCGAGACUCUCAUCCCUGGCAGGCAGCCGUACCAGCUGAGCAACAGUUUGAGAGAGGGAGGCUUCUAUCUCAGCCGCUGUGGUGUGGCUACGUGGCCCAGAGAUCCUGGCAUCUUCUGGGAGGCUCCACAGACUCCAGGCCUCCCCAACCAGUGCCCCUGGCCCAAGAUCUGCCCUCACAGUAUUGUAAUCCCAGGAGGGACGGACUCGCCGCCUCACCUCCCACCCUGGGGCAACAGUGACUUCCUGAUCAACGAGCUGAACACCGACACUCCGGGAGCCGCUGAGGACGGAGAGUACAUCGAGCUGUGGCACCCGUCAGGCCGCAGAGUCUCCUUGCAGGGCAUCUGGAUCUUGCUGUUCAGUGCCCACAACAACAAACCCUACAGGGAGAUCAGCCUGAGCGGACACUUCACCACCUCCAAAGGAUACUUCCUGCUGGGCAGCGACAGGUUGGUUCCAGCUCCAUCACUUCGCCUUCCUCCCAACACCAUCCAGAACGGGCCGGAUGCCGUGGCGCUCUAUCGCAGUCCUUUUGGGCCUCCGUCAGCUGCACAGAGGGGCAUCCCCACUAAAGGCCUGCUGGACGCAGUGGUGUACCGACAGAGAGGAUCCGAUCAGGAGGCCCAGGAGCUGAGUAAAGCUCUGACACCAGGACAGCUGCCACUGCUGGAGGAUCCAGAGGUUCUGCCUGGUGACGAGGCGCUGAGCCGCUGUAGAGGCCUUUACCCCUAUGACCUGUCUGCUUUUUCAGUGGCUCCACCCACCCCUCUGAGAGAAAACAGCUGCCCUCGUCCUCCUCCAGCCCCUGAAGGUGUGGUCAUCAGUGAGGUGGCUAGCGGACACUGGACCAAUCACAGCCGGCAGAGGGCCUUCGUGGAGCUGCAUGGGCCUCCGAUGACAGACCUGCGGGGCCUGGUGCUGUCUGUGUUUGACCAGGAGCGAACGGGGACCGUCAUUGCACUUCCGCUGACUGGAUUUAUUGACCAGAAUGGAUUUUACAUGGUCGGAAAUGUCACUGGAGCAGAUCAGACCUUCCCGGAGGGCUCCACGGUGCCGGUACGAGGAGCAGUGGUCCUGUGCUACGACCUGUUCAGUGUCUGUAGAGCUGGAACUGCUCUGACCAACUCUAGCCUCAGAGAUGUGCUCGUGUUCAGCGAAAACCAGCAGCUGCUUUCCUCUCUGUCCACCAGCAGAGGGAGACAUGUGAUGCCAGCUCUCAGGUCAGUGGAGGAUGGUCCUGUGUCACUCAGCCGGUGUUCAUGCUGUGAGGUGAGGAGCUCCUCCUCCUGGACAAGCUCUUCUCCAACUCCUCACAGCGCCAAUCUCUGUCCGAGCUCCGCCUUCUCCAGUCGGAUUGAUCUUUGUCUGGGACCUCUGUCCAGCGACUGGCAGGGGCAGUCAAGAGACUGCAGUGGCCUAAUUCACGGGAAGAGAGUGGCUGAGGUGGCCGACUACUUGGAGCAGAGGUGUCACUGUGGCAUCUCUGCCUUGUACCUCCAAGGAGCCAAUUUCUCCUGUGUGUCCGGGUGGCUGCGAGUGUGGGGGAACAUCCAAGCGCUGUCGGACCAUCAGAAGGCCCUCAUCAUCCAGACGUCACACAUGAAUCCGUCAUCUGCUGAAACGGACGUCUGUUCUUCUCCCACCACCGGUCGGUACACGGGAGCAGCGUCUGCACUGGGUCUACAGAUAGGCCUGAUAGUAGCGGUUCUCCUGCUGCUGGGACUAGGAGCUGCUCUGUUCACAUAUUUCUACAGGAGGAGGCGUCCUCUGGACUACUACACCAUGGAGCUGAGUGAACACGCAGAGGGUCUGUCAGACCUAUAAUCCACAGUUUCCAUCUAUGUGUUUGCAUCUGGAAGUGCAUCGUGGGCAUUGGAGGACUUCAGCAGAGAGAGAAGCAGCAGCGGUAAUCAGAGGCUCAGUUGACCUGUUCAUAACUAAUUGUGCGGCUGUUCUGAAAUGAAUGCCACCAAGUGUCCUUCUCUGUGUCUUUGGAAGAUCCCUGAUGAAAACGACUUGUAGUUGUUGGUUAAUGAAGUGGUUGCGUGCGGUGCAGCGUGAUAUUGCGCGGCACUAGUCGCAUCAAAUUAGGCAACAUGGCAUGAUAAGGUAGUUUUCUAAGGAAGGAGAUGCAGCCUUUGCCUGUGAACAGUGCUGGUUACUACUUUUAAGGGAAAGGAAGAUAUAUGGGAGGGAUUUUUUAAAAAAUACUUGAGUCCUAAAUGGUCAUUUUUGUUGACGUCUUUAUGUUACUGUGGAUAAAGCCUUUUAAAUUUGCAAAUUUAAAAUGACUAUGCUUUUGAUUUAUGCGGGAAGCUCAUCUGGUACAGUGUUUUAACAGGUUUUAUAACCAAGAUAAUAUUUGUUAAUAAUAAGCUCACAGUUGUUCUUCAAAAUGGGUCGACCUCCUGCUUUGUUUUCCUUCUAUAUGCUGUAAUCGUCCAUUUUAGACUCUUGCCACUCGAGGGGCUCCUUUAAAUGUGAAUGUCUCUAACUUGUAAUGAGUGUCUGUAACCACUUGCGUGUGCUUGCUUAAAGCAAACUGUUUACAUUUUCUUGUUUAGAAGAAAGUACUGUGUGAAAGUUGAAGUAAUUUCUUGAAUGAAGACUAUUUUUAGAGAUGAGAGAGCUACUCUAUGCUUCACUUGUGUUUUUAGUGGAAACCUCUCCCGUGCCUUUGACCUGUGUGUUAUUUGAUCAAAUGAUUCCUCAUUUGAAUGACAUUCCAGCCAUUUCUGCCGUCAAUACUAUGUACGAUAUGAAGUUCUCAGGGGGGAGCAUUUAUCGGCAAUGCAAAAUAAUUGUGAGUAAGAAUACAGUAAGAUUUUGAUUGGUUAAGUUUGAUUUCACUGAGAUGAAGUGAUAACGGCGUGUUUAGGGUCCAAACCACAUGGACACAUAUGUCCUGAGCAGCAGAUAUUCAGUUCAAAUCCCGGCUGGAGACCUCGUUCCCUGACUCUCACCCCCACAUUUCCAGUCCCUAAAAUCAAAACUGCAUGAAAUCAAAUCUUCGCAAAAGGCUCCACUUCUAUCUGAUUAUAAAAAUCUGAGUUUAUUCAGAAUAAUCUUGAGAAGGUGCCAUGAGAGCACUCCAUUUUUAAUACUGUCAUUUGCCUCAUCAUGAUGCUUUUGUCAUCUGAUGAAGUGCACAGAAUUCUGUUCAUAUACUUAAAUUACCUUAGUAAGGAGAUUUUUUUCACUUAAGUUACUUUCCGGUGAAAUCAGAUUUAUUUUAUGGUAGUGUUGCUGCUUUUAUAUGACUAUUUAGAAAGAAAAUUAGGAGAAAAUGUACAACAUAAAAUAGCAAAUGUCCCACUUGUGGAUGUAUAACUGUACAAGUCUAACAAGAGCCUAAAAUACAUCAACUCAAACAAAAGAAAUGUUAAAAUCAUAAUUUUAUAAAGGAAAAAUAUAUAAAACUGUCCAGAUACACAUUCUUAAGUUUCAAAAUUCUAAAAUUUUAUUAUAAAUUUACCCAAAUAAUAACAAACAAAGGCUUUUAUGGCGUUUGCAAUCAGCAAAUGUGGUGUUUCCCCCUUGAAAUGUUAUUAUGCAAUGUUUAUAAAGUGUAUUUUCUCAUUGAUGUCUGUAUGUUUAGAUUUUUUUUAAAAGUAGUGCAUGUAGUAAUUUAGAAAUAGAAAAAGCAGGAUAAAUGAAACUCAACAUUACAAAUGAUAUAUUCACACACAAGAUAUAUCUCCAUCCUGAAGAAGCUAAACAAUGCAGACAAAACAUCUAAACACAACUUAAUGCAACACUUCUGUCCUUUUUUUAAUCCUCAGUUGCACAUAUGCAAAUCAGCAAUAUUAAAAUGUACCACAACAGGAUCUUGCAAAUCUAAUUCCUUUUUACUAAAACACUGUGUACAUGCAGUAAGUAUUCAUGGUUUGCAGCAGAAGACUUACACACUGAACAACAAAAAAAGCACUGGAAAGAGAAUUCUGUCACCUGCACCAACAAGUCAUGAAUUUAAAGCCUUUUUUUUCCCGGUUCAUUUUCCUGUUUUCCUUCCAAUGUCAUGGACAUGUUGCAGGAUUAAAAUAAAAUACUUUUACAGGUG